This is a messenger RNA of Cajanus cajan (pigeon pea), 3312 nucleotides long. Lineage: Eukaryota; Viridiplantae; Streptophyta; Magnoliopsida; Fabales; Fabaceae. The record is from RefSeq and is a predicted model, not a curated record.
GCCCCAAAACAUGCGAAAUCUUCCUUUUCUUUUACCGUCGUCUCCCUAGGUCUGUCUUUGAAAUCAAACACAAAGACGGAGGCUCUGAAAUAAAGCCACGAGAAAGAGAGAGAAAGAGAAAGAGAAAGAGGGUCUUUCUGUAACAAUGAAUCUCCUCUCCCUCUAACUCUCUCAGAUUCCAUCCUCUCUUCUCUUCUUCUUUCGAUUUCGCUCCAAUGACGGGAUUCGCUCGCCCUCGCGAUCACGCUUCUUCUUCCUCGCACAAUUCCAACAGCAGUGGUAGCAAUGUAUUUAAUUUGCUUGCGAGGAGAGAGAUAUCACCCCGAUCAAAAUACGUGGCUAAGUGGCAUUGGGGAGAAGCUUCGAAGUCAAAGUCUAGUCCUUAUUCUCGUCCUAAAAAUGAAGUUGUGAGAGAUGCAAGGCGUGGUCUCCUUUCAUGGGUUGAGGCUGAGUCAUUGCGGCAUUUGUCAGCAAAGUAUUGCCCUUUAUUGCCUCCUCCACGGUCUACUAUUGCAGCAGCAUUUAGUUCAGAUGGGAAAGUUCUUGCCUCCACUCAUGGUGACCACACAGUAAAGAUAAUUGAUUGUGAAACUGGAAGUUGUUUAAAGGUGUUAGUUGGCCAUAGGAGGACACCGUGGGUGGUUAGGUUCCAUCCAUUGCAUCCACAUAUACUUGCUAGUGGGAGUUUGGAUCAAGAAGUUCGUUUAUGGGAUGCUAACUCAUCAGAGUGCAUAAUAUCUCAUCAUUUCUAUCGCCCCAUUGCAUCCAUUGCUUUUCAUGCCAAAGGUGAAAUAAUUGCUGUUGCAUCAGGCCACAAGUUGUACAUAUGGCACCACAACAAGAAAGGUGAAGCAUCCUCACCAGUAUUUGUGUUGAAGACUAAGCGCUCACUUAGGGCAGUGCAUUUUCACCCACAUGCUGCACCAUAUCUUUUAACUGCAGAGGUCAAUGAUCUUGACUCUUCAGAUUCCUCAAUGACGGAGGCAACAUCUCUUGGUUAUUUACAAUAUCCUCCGCCUGCUGUUUUUGUCACAAAUAUUCAUCCUACAGAACAUAUUAGUUUGUCCAGUGAACUACCUUAUGUGUCAUUACCUUUCUUCUUUAUGCCCUCAUAUCCCGCCGAUGAGUCAAGAGCAGAACUACAGCAUGCUAGUCAUGAUGUUGGCUCAGGUAGCAUGCAAAUUGAGUCUUCUGCCAUGGUACAGAUACAAGCGGACACAAGUGCAACAGAGCAAUAUGAGACUACAGUGGCUCCCAUGGAUACAUUCUCUGAGAUGCCCACCAGCUCUCAAACUGGUACAGAAUAUCCUGCUCAUACUUCUUUCUCUAAUGGAAUGGGAAUUGGCCUUAGUAAUCUCACAAUGGAUGGUAUGGAGACUGAUGAAACCAGACCUACUGAAGGAAGCCAGCAUGGAAAUUCUACUAAUACCUAUUCUCUGAAUGGCAUACUAAAUGGACUGUCAAGGCAAACUGCAAACCGCGGGGCUCACUCAGAGUUUGGUCAAUUUCAUCAGUUUUUUCCUUCAAGUUCAAGAGAUCCAGGUGGAUGGGAGUUGCCUUUUCUCCAAGGAUGGUUAAUGGGUCAAAGUCAAGUUGGUGUUCCUUCAAUGCUUCCUCACAUGGGUGUUAGUCGCGAUGUUCUGGCCCAACAGAUUGGUUCUUCCACAAUGGCAUCCACUUCUAAUGUUGAUGCAGCAAUGCCAUCUUCAGCAAUACCUGGUUCUUCAAUGAGGUCAGGUUUACGGAAUCAUUUUUCACAAUUCCGUGUACCUGUACCUGAAUCUGGCAAUCUUGCUGCUUCUGUUAAUACCUCACAUGAUGGAUCCGAUAUCCAAGCCAUCAUAAGUCGAAUUCAGUCAGAACUUGCUACAUCAGUGGCUGCUGCAGCAGCGGCAGAGUUGCCUUGCACUGUGAAGUUAAGAGUAUGGUCGCAUGACAUAAAAUAUCCCUGUGCCCCCCUCAAUGCCGACAAAUGCCGUCUAACAAUACCGCAUGCUGUCCUCUGCAGUGAAAUGGGUGCUCAUUUUUCACCAUGUGGUAGAUUUUUAGCUGCCUGUGUUGCAUGUAUGCUUCCUCAUAUAGAAGCUGAUCCAGGAUUACAUACUCCAGUACACCAAGAUCCUGGUGUUGCAACAUCGCCAACUCGACAUCCAAUCUCAGCACACCAAGUUAUGUAUGAGCUGCGGAUAUAUUCCCUUGAGGAGGCAACAUUUGGCUCGGUGCUUGCUUCACGGGCAAUUAGAGCAGCUCAUUGUCUAACUUCAAUUCAGUUCUCUCCUACAUCUGAGCAUAUACUACUUGCCUAUGGUCGACGCCAUGGUUCUCUUCUUAAAAGCAUUGUCAUUGAUGGAGAAACAACAUUACCCAUAUACACAGUGUUAGAGGUAUACAGAGUGUCAGAUAUGGAACUUGUUAGGGUGCUUCCUAGUGCAGAAGAUGAGGUCAAUGUGGCAUGUUUUCAUCCUUUUGCUGGGGGAGGACUAGUUUAUGGAACAAAGGAAGGAAAGCUUAGAGUCCUCCAGUAUGACGGUGCUCAUGCAGUGAGUGGCACUGGACCAAGUUACUUUCCUGAGGAGACCAUCAUUGGGGUCAGUCAGUGAGCAAGAUAAAUGCUCGAUGAUUAAUAAAAUCAAUGUCUGAUGAAGAUUAGGGGUAUGCUAUGCAGAUGAUGCAAUCCCCAAAAUUCAUGGUACUGAUGCAAGGAUCUUGGCAGAAACGUUUUCGUUGGUUGGGUGAAACAACCAUGACAUUUAACCUUCUAUUUUAAGGACAAAUUAGAAUAAUUGAAGCCAAAAUUGAUUUUAAAUUAUAUUUUCCACAGGUUGUAGUCAAUUUGAAUAUUUCUCCCUUCUGCUAUUAGAUCAAUAUUUCAGUGACUGCAAUUCUAGCAUUCUUCUGUGACCAUAAGAUAUUUGAUUUUAGUAGGGGUUCUAGAAGAUAAAGAAGUACAUAUUACUAGAUCUUGCCUGCUUGGAUGCUUCAUAUUGCCUUUUUUAUGCAAAAUGGGUCACCUCUAAAAUUUAGAGGACCCGUGUCAGAUGUAAAAAGGAGUAUUGGUGGGGUUUGUGAUGUGUGAAUUUGGUUGGAGUAAAAUGUAACAAUGGUUUCCGAGGAAGAGAUGAAUGAAAAAAUUGUUUGAUUGUUUCAAGUGAGUAUCUUUGACUUGCAGUAUUCACUUGUAGGACUAUAGCACACUCCCUUGUCCUUAUUUAUUUAACUCUUUGUUGAGUGAAUUUAAAGAACAUGCUAGCUUUUUUGUUUUUUGUUUUUAACAUGGCAAUUCCUUUACGUUAUUGUGAUCUGGACCACAAU